GGUCACAUUGUACGGUCACAGCUGUCACCCUCCAGAGAGCAAGGUCCCCUCACCUCAUUACCAUCCACCCUUCCUUUGCCCCACUCUUCUUAGCACUUGCUCCCUCAGAAUGGUAUCACAGUCUACUUGGGGACUUGGGUUUCCUCCAUUUCCCAUCAUUGGACAGUAGGUCCCAGUCCAGAGGGGGCUGCAUCCCCAGCGACAAGAACAGCGCCUGGCACCUAUAGAUGCACAAUUAUCUGCUGAAUCACUGAAAGGAGCAAGGGCAGAGUUCCCUUCAGUCUAUCUCCAGCUCCUGUGCAGGGCCUGCCCUUCAGUAAAUGUUUCUCGUACUGAAUGAAUGAAAGAGUGAAUGAACCAACCAACCAGCCAAUCAACUGAUGUUGGAAUGAGUCUAAGUACGGGUCCCACCCCAGCCCCGGAAGCCACUUAGCCUGACAGCAAACACGGGCAUGGCCCGGCCACUCCACCCGCACACACCCUCAAUGCCCUCUUUUCUAAGGGGCGGCAAACUCCUGAAAGCUCUCGGAAGUCUGUAAUAUUUUAACAUAGGCGCCUCUAAGGCCUCAUUCAUUUCCUUAGUAGUCACUGAAUACACUUGUGCGGGCGCCUCCCCGGACCCGGCCCUCCUAGAACCGAGAGUUUUGGUUCCGACGGGCACAGCCGGAGUCCGCGGAGUCCAGCCCGGGCACCCGACGCCGCCUGGCCCGCAGCCGCCCGAACUUGAACUGGACCUCCGGGCCCGCGCGGCUGCGGGACCCCCGCGCUGCGCCUCCAAAGGGGGAGCCCAGGCGGGCCAGGGAGUAGGGCGAGGCUGUGGGCGGGGCCUAGUUGGGGCGGCCCCGGCAUUGGCUCCGCGGGCAGGGGGCGGGGCUUUAGGGGCCACUGUCAGCACUGUAAGUUCACAGCCCAGGUCUGUCCCAUCGCCGCGCGGUCCAGCUCCUGAGCUUUCGCCGCCCGCCGGUCAGUCGCUUGAACGCGCUCAAGGCGCUGGGGCAAAAACUGCAUUAGGCUUAGGCCCUGCCCAGAAGGAACUCCUAACGGAGAGGAGGAGAAAAAGGAAGCUCUGAGCAGGUGACCUCACUUCCAGCUCCUCCGCCCUGGACCAGAGAAAAGCUGGCGAGGACGAGCCCAGAGAGCAUCACUGCCUCCGAGCUCUGCGCCUUCCUGCUUCCAGUUUUCAGACGAGUUUUCAACCCUCUUGGGAGAAAGUGAUUUUUGUUAUCUCGAUCCUCUGACUUCAUUGAUCGUUUAUCUUUCUUUUCCAAAUUCCUUGGGCCAACUUUGGUCACACCACACGCGCUUGGCAAGUGUUUGGUGUCUGGAAACCUCCCUCUGGGUGUUUCUUGAGGGUGGUGAGAGGAGGCAGCGGAGGCCGUGGUCCUGCAAGCAGACUGUCCCGGCCUGGCUGGUGAGGUCGCGAUGUCCACCAAGGUGCCCAUCUAUCUGAAGCGCGGCAGCCGCAAAGGCAAGAAGGAGAAGCUGCGGGACCUGCUGUCCUCAGACAUGAUCAGCCCACCACUGGGGGACUUCCGCCACACCAUUCACAUCGGCAGUGGUGGCGGCAGUGACAUGUUCGGGGACAUCUCCUUCCUGCAAGGCAAGUUCCACCUCCUGCCGGGGACGGCGGUCGAGGAGGCCGAGGAGGAUGGUGGCUUUGAGCUGCCCUUCCAGUUCACACGCACGGCCACCCUGUGUGGGCGGGAGCUCCCCGACGGGCCGUCCCCUCUGCUCAAGAACGCCAUCUCCCUCCCGGUCAUCGGCGGGCCCCAGGCACUCACCUUGCCCGCCGCCCAGGCCCCACCCAAACCCCCUCGCCUGCACCUGGAGACCCCUCAGCCUUCCCCACAGCCCUCCCCGCAGGAGGCAGGGAGUGUGGACAUCUGGCGGAUUCCAGAGGCUGCCUCGGUCCACAGUGGGCUGACCCCCGAGUCUGGGGCUGAGGAGCCCUUCCUGUCCCACGCCAGCUCCCUGCUCUCCCUGCACGUAGACCUGGGGCCUUCCAUCCUGGACGACGUUCUCCAGAUCAUGGACCAGGACCUGGGCCACCUGCAGAUCCCCACAUAGGACCCAAGAAUGGCCAGGCUGGGGUGAAUGCCAGAGGCAGUUGGUGGACACGGCCCUGAUCUAGAAGUCGGGGUCCCAAGGUUCCACCUGCGUGGUUGCUGGCCAGUGAUUUCUCACUUUGAGCCUUUGUUUCCCUCCCUCCCACCCUCUCCCCGUGGACAGAGUGGCCUCUUUGCUUUCCCCUAAGCCCCACGAGGGUAUGUGUAGACGUCAGCCCAAAGUGCCCUGUGCAUCUUGGCCCACCCAGACCCCCACUGCCAACUGCUCCUCAGAUCCCUUGGCCUAAGGCUCUGCUGAAAUGGACUCUGCUUUUCACCUCCCUCCGCCUCAGCCCCAUCAACGCCCUGCUCGGGGGUGGAGGGUGAGGGAAGACGUGGGGCACAGCCAGCUGGAUCUUUGGCUCCGUGUCCUUAACUGGGAAUAUGGCAUCAGUGACCGAUGUCCCUCCGCCCCACCCCUCCCACAUGACCGGGGGAUCCUGGUUGCAAUAAAACUUGCUGCUGCUGGUACUUGCGCUCGCCGUACCCUGCCCCUAGGCUCCUCUUGAAGUCAGGCCAGGCUCUGGGAGCUGUGGGCUGACCCUGGGGGAGACCCCAGCCCCAGAGGGCCUUGAACAGGGCGGGGCCUGCCUUCUGGAAGAUUGUACCUCAUUCCUAGCCCAUAGUGAGAAUGAAGCAGGAAUGAGCCAAGUGCCAAUUGGGGAUAUUCCGACAUGAAUUCGGGUGUUUGACAAGAGGCGGCCAAGCACCGGAGUAGGCCAGGAGCUGGCCCUGGGGGCUGGGGUUUGUCAGGGAGGCCCAAGAGCCAAGGAAUAACCACAGGCCUGGUGCAGUGGGACCAACAGCUUCUCGGGCGCCAGAGGACUGAGGGAGCACACAGGAGGGCGGGCUGGGCCUGGGGCUGGGAGGGAUCAGCCUUGCUCAUCAGCAGACCCAUCUCAUCAGCGCUGCUUAUUGAGCACCUGCAGUGCAUCAGACAUGCUCCAAGUGCUGGGGCACCAGACAGAUGCAACCUCUGCUCUCCCGGAGCUCACAGUCUAGUGGGGGGAAGGAUAUCAAAUCUGUAAGCAAGUAAAUUUCCAACAGUGUUGAACACUAUGAAGAAAACACCAAGAUCGGUAAUGUCUGAGGCAAGGGUGCGGUGGUGUCGUGAUUCUGAGCCAAACCUGAGGGCUGACGGACUUAUGCUCAUGCAUAAGCAAAGGCACUGAGGCACCUGAGUGAAUGACAGAGAGGGUCCGACAGGUGGCAAAAAAAGCAAAGGUCUCUGAGUCCAACCUAGCCUUGUGAGGCUCAGUUUCCCCAUCUCUAAAGUGCAGUCAGUGAUACCUACCUAACAACCUUGCAGGGUCGUUAAGCAAAUCAGGGAUAACGUUUAUUAGCUUGCACAUGGAAGGUAGUCAAAUAUGGUUAUGG
This is a messenger RNA of Balaenoptera musculus (blue whale), 3482 nucleotides long. RefSeq names its product CDC42 effector protein 2 (gene CDC42EP2). Lineage: Eukaryota; Metazoa; Chordata; Mammalia; Artiodactyla; Balaenopteridae. The record is from RefSeq and is a predicted model, not a curated record. The coding region runs from base 1423 to 2067 and encodes 214 amino acids. The transcript has 3 exons.